ACACCAGUUCAUUGUUCACUUCAGUCCAGUAUAAUCCACACUAGUUCAUUGUUCAGUCCAGUAUAAUCCACACCAGUUCAUUGUAGUCCAGUCCAGAAAGGUUUAUUGUAGUUGAGUUCAGUCUGGUCCAGUUUGCGAACUUUGAUAACUGAUUCGUUUUUCAUUUUAAAUAAAUAAUAUGAUUCAGUACUUCAACAGAGUACUUGUGUUAGUACAGAAUAUAUUAACUCUGUCUUUAAACCAUCAGCUGUGUGUUGACGUGGUCUCGGUCUGUCCCCCCUCAGUGGAUCUUCUUCAGAUGUUGGAGAUGAACAUGACUAUCGCCUUCCCAGCAGCCCCUUUGCUCACAGUCAUCCUGGCUCUUGUUGGCAUGGAGGCCAUCAUGUCCGAGUUCUUCAACGACACGACAACAGCCUUCUACAUCAUCCUCAUCGUCUGGUUGGCCGAUCAGUACGACGCCAUCUGCUGUCACACCAAUACCAGCAAACGCCACUGGCUGAGGUUCUUCUAUCUUUACCACUUUGCAUUCUACGCAUAUCACUACCGCUUCAACGGGCAGUACAGCAGCCUGGCCCUGGUCACCUCCUGGCUCUUCAUCCAGCACUCCAUGAUCUACUUCUUCCACCACUACGAGCUUCCUGCCAUCCUGCAGCAGAUCCGGAUUCAGGAGAUGCUGCUUCAGAACCAGCAGGCGGGUCAGGCAAACCAGACAGCCCUGCAGGACAACCUGAACAACAACAACAGUGCUGCUGCUGCAGGACCGGGACCAGGAACAGGACCGGGACCGGGACCAGGACCCAACAGCACGCAGCAGGAGGCUCAGACUAACCCCCAGACCUCUUCCUCCCCAGCAGCGACAGGAGGUGGAGGGGAGGUGAGGUCGGAGCUGAACUGGGUCGCUCAGACUGCGGCCAUCAUCACUGAAGCUAUGUCCUCCUCCAACCAGCACUCCUCCGCUGACACCGUGGACGAAGGAGGUGCACCUGGAGGGCAGGGGACAGCAGGAGCAGCAGAGGUCAGUGUCCUGGCUGGGAUCUGGAUGGAAGGGGGAGGAGGAGGAGGAGGAGGAGCAGCAGCAGCAGGAGGAGGUGGUGGAGGUGGUGGAGGUGAAGACGAUCAGAAAGCUGUUUCUGUUGAAAUCAAAACCACAGCAGGAGGAGCCGAUCUGCCACCCAGCCCUCCAAUCAGAGGGCUCCAAGUGGUGGAGGCGGGGCCUAUGGAGGAGACCCCCUCACAGACAGACUGCCCCCCCCCACUGAGUCCAGGUUCAGACUGCAGAGCGCCACAGACCCCGUCCUGAGAGUCCAGGUCUAGUCCUCAGUCUGUCGGCUGAUCAGGGGGAUUGAUCAGUGAUUGGCUGAUCAAUUUUAUUUCUGAUAUCAAACAAACAAGUGAUUGCUAAGGAAGCUGAUGCUCGGGGCCCCACAAGAGGUCAGAGGACUUGUCUGAGGGGCCACAGAGUCUUCACUUCACCUGGAAACCAGAUCGACUGUAGAAUCUAGUCCAGAACCAGCUUCAGAGAACAAAGAUAUCUGUAAAUGUUCAUCACUUAGAUCCAUAAACUCAGUUAUUAUUAUUAUAGAAAUAUGAAUCACUGUAUAAAUCUUCAUGUUCAGAAUUUUUUCCAAUAUCCUUCAUCACACACACACACACUCACUAGAGCGCCUCAUGUGGAUUCAUCCGCUGGUGAAAAUAGUCCCCGUUUCUUCCUGAGUAUUGAUCUACAUGAAUCUACAUCGAUCAGCUGUUUCACUGAGAACCAAUGAGACACAGACAGACACCAGACUGAUGCUGGUGAUCAGUUAUGGAUCAGUGAAUCUCUGUUGAUCAGCCCUGACUCUGACAGACUGAAGAACUGUUUCCGUGCUUUUAUUUUGAAGAACCCGUUGAGAACAGGAAGUGGUUGUAGUGGACCGAUGCCUUAUCAAUAACCCUCUGUGGACCCGACAGAGACCUCAACAGCGGAGCCAGCUGAUUGGUUGU
Anarrhichthys ocellatus (wolf-eel) is the source of this 1983-nucleotide messenger RNA. Its product is annotated as membralin-like. The record is from RefSeq and is a predicted model, not a curated record. The transcript has 4 exons. Bases 179 to 1300 code for a protein of 373 amino acids. Gene Ontology annotation, biological process: response to endoplasmic reticulum stress; positive regulation of ERAD pathway. Lineage: Eukaryota; Metazoa; Chordata; Actinopteri; Perciformes; Anarhichadidae. Gene Ontology annotation, cellular component: endoplasmic reticulum.